Strongyloides ratti is the source of this 1197-nucleotide messenger RNA. RefSeq names its product Speckle-type POZ protein. Lineage: Eukaryota; Metazoa; Nematoda; Chromadorea; Rhabditida; Strongyloididae. Gene Ontology annotation, molecular function: ubiquitin protein ligase binding. Gene Ontology annotation, cellular component: nucleus; cytoplasm. Gene Ontology annotation, biological process: regulation of proteolysis; proteasome-mediated ubiquitin-dependent protein catabolic process. The record is from RefSeq and is a predicted model, not a curated record. Bases 1 to 1197 code for a protein of 398 amino acids. The transcript has 3 exons.
AUGGAUACUGGAAGUGAUUCAAAUUUAAGUACCACUGUCAAUCAUCAUUCCUCCUCAACAUCCUGCCUAUAUUCAGCUCCUUCUACCUCAAGAAAUAAUUUAAUUAAUCAAAAAAAUGAAUGUUAUACUUUCGUGGAGCCUGUUCAUCUACGUCAAGAAUGGACGAUAAGUAAUUUUGCAUCAGUCCUAAAAUUAGCUAUGCCUGGAUUAUGUUUAAGAAGUGCAAUGUUUAAAGAUCCGGGUGUACCUGAUGCUUGUUGGCAAUUAUGCCUAUAUCCCGGUGGAAAACGAGCAGAAAAUGCUAACAAUGUAUCUUUAUUUUUAAAAAUGUCAGCAAUAUCACCUGUAAAAGAAUUAAAUUUAAAAGCUGAAUAUAAAUUUUUCUUUAUCAAAGAUGAUGGUGUAUAUGGUUUUUCAAAUGUAAAUAUUGGAGAUUUUCAUGCAAAACCACCUAAAGGAGGUCAUUCAUGGGGUUUAAGAAAUAUUCCAAGAUCUAAAGUUGAAAGUUGUAUAAGAAGUGAUACAUCAUUACUUGUUGUUUGUGAAAUAGAAUUGAUGCCAGAUCAAGGAAGAAUAUAUUGUAAAGAGAUGUCAAAUAACUUUGCCAGAGAUAUGGUUCCAGUUGAUAAAAAAUAUAUAUUCAGAUUUUCAGAUAUGUAUGAGUCAACAGAUUUAACUGAUUGUAAAGUUAUUUGUGAAGAACGAGAAUUUCUUGUACAUAAAUUUAUGUUAGCAUCACAAAGUAGUGUAUUUCGGGCGAUGUUUAAACAUAAAAAUACUAAAGAAGCAAUAGAUAAUUGUAUAUUAAUUGUUGAUUCAACAGCAUCUGCUGUUGCUAAGAUGAUUGGUUACAUUUAUACAGCUGAACUUCCUGGAGAAUUAGAAAUUGAAGAUGCAGCAAGGCUAGUUCAACUAGCAGAAAAAUAUGAUAUGGAUCAAUUAAAAGCAUUAUGUGAGGAAAAACUUAUAAUACAAUUGUCUAAACUUAAUGUUUGUACAUUAUUACAAUUUGCUGAUACAUAUAAUGCCGAUUUACUUCAACAAGCAUGUAUUGAAAUGAUCUCAACAUUUCGUAAACAAAUAAUGGUAACAGAAGACUGGUUAGAAAUGAAAAAAACACACCCUUCAUUGGUGAACCAUGUACUUGAGCUUAUAAUUGCAUUUGAUAAUUCACCACCAUCCAAAAAAAGAAAAUAG